GGGAGGGCCUGGAGGGAAAGUCAGUGAGCGGGUCGCGAGAGGCGGGGCGUGAGCUUCUGAGUCCUUCCCGUUCCUGUGACCUCCUCAGCGAGGAGUGACAGCCUCGCGGACCAGAGCAAUGGGUUUGUUCUCGGAGUUGAAGUUGGCUGUGCCCUGGGGGCACAUUGCUGUCAAAAUCUGGGGUUCCCAGAAGAACCCUCCUGUUCUCUGCCUGCACGGCUGGCUGGACAACGCCAACUCCUUUGACAGGCUUAUCCCUCUUCUACCACAAGACUUCUGUUAUGUGGCCAUGGAUUUCGGAGGUCAUGGGCUCUCAUCCCAUUACAACCCAGGCCUCCCGUACUACCACCAGAAUUUCGUGAGCGAGGUCCGAAGGGUGGCAACAGCCUUUAAGUGGAAUCAGUUCUCCCUCAUGGGCCACAGUUUUGGUGGCUCUGUGGGCGGCAUGUUUGCCUGCAUGUUCCCCGAGAUGGUGGACAAACUGAUCUUGCUGGACUCGACGCCAUUUCUCCUGGACUUUAAUGAAAUGGAGAACAUACUGACCUACAAGCGGAGACACAUAGAACAAGUGCUGCAGGUGGAAGCCUCCCAGAAGCCCCCGCGAGCCUACAGCUCAGAGGACCUGUUGCAGAAGCUCCUGAGUCAAAACAGCCACUUGAAUAAAGACUCUGGGGAACUCCUCCUACAGAGAGGAGCCAGGAAGACAGCGGAAGGUCUGGUGCUGAACAGGGACCGGAGGAUCUCUUUGCCAGAGAACAGCUUUGACUUUGUGAGCAAGGAGUUGUUUGUGCAGGCUACGAGGAGACUGCAGGCCCGUGUGCUGAUGAUCAAGGCACUGCAGGGGUUCUACGAUGUGAGGCGGGUGAAUGAUAAACACAAGGAGCCCCUGCUCUUCAUGGUGGACACGCUAAGAUCCAUCCUAAAGGAGCGGUACCAGUUUGUGGAAGUCCCGGGCAGCCACUACGUCCACAUGAACACGCCUCGGGUUGUGGCUGGAGUCAUCAGCUCCUUCCUCCAGUGCCUGCCGCCGCUGUCCUCUUCCCGGCUGUAGCUCUGGCCUGGGACCCUGUCCUCACUUUACAGCUUCCACUGACCUUGAGCACUCUUUUCCCACAAAAUAGGUGGGGUGGGCGUGGGUCUCCCUGGGCUAAAAGGCCAAGAGAGGUGGCAGGGAAAAGAGUCUGGUGUGAUUCGUGCCUUUGAGAGGGGGCUGGGUGUUUGCUGGGGCUAAGGAAGCAGGCCUGGGGCCGGCCCUCUGAGGCUGCUGGAGCCUGUCCUUGCCGCCAGCUGUAUGGAAAUAAAAUCAUCUCCCAUCUUCA
Molecule: messenger RNA, 1319 nt
Organism: Apodemus sylvaticus (European woodmouse)
Lineage: Eukaryota; Metazoa; Chordata; Mammalia; Rodentia; Muridae
Gene: Serhl2
Product: serine hydrolase like 2
Exons: 12
Coding region: 119-1051 (310 amino acids)
Source: RefSeq, a predicted model, not a curated record